GGAGGAUCUUCACAUUUUCUCAAAAAACCACUUUCCCUCCUCAACCUGUUUGAUACUGGCUAUCAACAAUUCUCUCAACCACCGGUAGAUUCUCAUUGUGUUGUUCCCUGGUAACCAAGCAUGAGACUCAACCUCCUCGCCCUCUUCGGGCUCUUCCUGGCCUGGGCGACCUACAAGAUCUACGCCGGCUUCAAAACCAACAUUGCCAAAGCCCGUAAAGCUGGGUAUCCUGUUCUCAUUACCCCAAUCUACCCCCUCUCCCCCCUCUGGCUCACAACCCGCCACUUUUUUCUGCCUAUCCUCACCCGCCUUUUUCCUUCUUGCCUCUACUCCUCCUACAUCUUCGUCAUGACGCCCGACUGGGAAUACCACCCCUCGCCGCGCUCGCACUUUGCCCGUUUAGGCUCCGACACUUUUCUGGUGGCCAGCUGGAACGGCCUGGCUUGCUACACCUCCGACGCGGGCGUCAUUUAUUCGGUAAUGAGCAGGCGGGAGGCGUUCCCCAAGGAUACGCGGCAGUAUGGGAUCCUGGAGAUUUUUGGGAGCAAUGUGGUUACGACUGAGGGACAGGUCUGGAGGAUGCAUAGGAAGGUUACCAGCGCGAGUUUUAAUGAGCGGAAUGCGGGUCAUACGUUUAGGGAGGCGGUGAGGCAGACGGGGGGGAUGGUUGGGGGGUGGUUUUCUUCUUCUUCUUCUGGUUCUGGUUCUGGUUCUGGUUCUGGUUCGCAAGAGGCGGGAGGGGAAGGGGAUGUGGAGAUGACGGGCACGAUUACGACUCUGGAACACGAUACCAUGCGCUGGGCGCUGAAUAUCAUUGGGUACGUCGGCUUUGGACUGAAGCUGCUUUGGCCGCACGAGCAGAUGCCUAGUGACGUGGAUCCGAAGCUGGCCAAGUACGGGAGUUUGCAGCCGCCCAGCGGGUAUUCGAUGACGUUUGCGGAUUCGUUGGCGACGGUUUUGGAGCGGAUUGUGGUUUUGCUGCUUAUUCCUUCUGCUAUCCUCAAGCGGAUUCCCUCACGUUGGGGAUCGUGGGGAUCAAAGUUGCACGAGGCGUGGGAGGCCAAAGUUAACUAUACCAAGUACAUGAACGCUUUCCUGAAAGAGAAGGUGGAGGAUAUUCGGGCGGGAGUGCAGGAGAGGGAGGGGAUGAAUAUCAUGGGUCAGCUGGUCAGGAGCAAGUAUGACCCUUCUUCCUCGGAGAAGAGCGACGGCGCGACGAAGCUGGAGGACAGCGAGAUCAUGGGCAACGCGUUCAUCAUGACCCUCGCUGGACACGAGACUACGGCCAAUGUCACGCACUUUACGCUGAUUGAGCUGGCUAUCCACCCCGAAGCGCAGCGCCGAGUUCAACAAGACAUUGACGCCAUUUUUGGACGGGAUUCCGAUCCAGAGACGUGGGACUACGAGAAGAGCAUCAACGCCUUGCUAGCUAGUUACAUCGGUGCCGUGAUUAACGAAACCCUGCGACUGAUUCCUCCGGUGGUGGUCACGCCCAAGAGAGUGGCGGACACGGAUCAGUGGUUGCAGGAUGAAGGACAAAAACAUCAGAUGCCGGCUAUGAUGCCCGUCAUGCCGGUUAUAUCAGCUGUGCAGAGGAACAAGAGGUAUUGGCCUGCUCUUGACAAGACGAAGGGUGGAGACGCGGGUGAUCUGGAUGAGUGGUUGCCUGAUAGGUGGUACUUGCCUUCCAUGUCCCAGGGGCAGUCAACCGCGGACGAGAAGGAGGAAAAACAGCAGGAAGAGAACUACGGCGGGUACCAAGGCCUCGAUACCUCGCCUACCCUCUUCCGGCCCGUGAGAGGGUCGUUCAUCCCCUUCUCUGACGGCGCGCGCUCCUGCCUGGGGAGGAGGAUUGCGAUGGUGGAGAUGGUCGCUGCCAUUGCGGUGCUGUUUCAGAAGUACUCGGUUGAGUUGGCGGUGGAUGAGUGGGCGAGUGAUGAAGAGGUGCAGAAGAUGGGUGUGGAGGAACAGAGGGAGGUGUAUGCGAAGGCUCAAAAGAAGGCGAACGACACGCUUCAUCAGGCUCAGUCGGUGGUGACGCUCAAGUUGACGGGAGGGAGGCAUGUGCCGGUGAGGUUUGUGAGGAGGGGGAAGGAGAGGUUUGUGGGGGAUGAGGGGUUGUGCUAG
Neurospora tetraspora is the source of this 2127-nucleotide messenger RNA. RefSeq names its product cytochrome P450. Gene Ontology annotation, molecular function: iron ion binding; oxidoreductase activity, acting on paired donors, with incorporation or reduction of molecular oxygen; heme binding. NCBI's taxonomy places the organism in Eukaryota, Fungi, Ascomycota, Sordariomycetes, Sordariales, Sordariaceae. The coding region runs from base 121 to 2127 and encodes 668 amino acids. The transcript is spliced from 2 exons. The record is from RefSeq and is a predicted model, not a curated record.